UGUAUUUACUUUCGAUCUGUGUAGAAGAAUACUUUUUGGUUUACCAAAAAACAAUAGAAUGUAGCACUGUCGAAAUAGACAUGUGACAAAUUUGUAAACUUUAAAAACACUCGUCGAGAAAUACGUAAACAAAUAUUUUUUGUACCCUGUAUACUGAGAGCACAUCACCAUGAGUCAUUCCAUGAGCAGUCCUAGGAACAUUCAGCUGGUAUUCGAAACAUACCAGAAAGCCCGAUUAGUGUUUGUUCAAACAAUGGCUGAGCUAGCAACGAGGGCUACCAAUGUGAAAUGUUUGCAGAGUGCCGGAGUGUUAGAGCUGCUGCGGCCGCUGCUAUCAGACGCGUGCAGCACAGUACGGCAGUGUGCGGUGGUGGCGGCAGCGCGGCUGGCAGAACACGACGAGGCCGUGGCCCGCCAGAUACUCAACGGAGGAAUGCUCACCAUCACGCUGGAGAACCUCAACAAGUACAAUGUUUACUACAAACGGUCAGCAUUGUACCUUAUGAGAGCGGUUGCAAAGCACAAUGAAGAGUUAGCAUCAGCAAUCGUUCGUCUUGGAGCUUUAGAGCAUAUUGUAUCGUGUCUUGAAGAUUUUGAUACCCAGGUGAAAGAAAAUGCCGCCUGGGCCCUGGGCUAUAUCGGCAAGCAUAGCGAGCAACUGGCUGGACUAGUGGUGGACGCGGGCACGCUGCCGUUGCUCGUGUUGGCUUUUCAAGAACCAGAAAUGAGUCUAAAACAGAUCUCAUCUGGAGCGCUGGUCGACUUGGCGCAACACAAACCUGAAGCAGUGGUGGACGCGGGCGCUAUAUGCCAUUUAGUACGUGGAUUGGAAAACCAAGAUCCUAAACUGAAGCGUAGCACACUAUGCGCACUUGGCGCCGUGGCGGGCGCGCGCUCUGAGCUGGCGGAGGCGGUGGUGGCGGGCGGCGCGCUGCCACCGGCGCUGCUGCACGCCGGGCACGACGCCGCGCCUGUGCGCCGUGCCGCCGCCUUCCUGCUGCGGGAUAUCGUCAAGCACUCGGUGGAUCUAGCACAACUGGUGGUAAACACCGGGGGCUGCGGUCCACUGGUGGAGCUGCUGUCGGAAGCCACGGGCGGCGCGCGGGUGCCCGCGUGCAUGGCACUCGGCUUCAUCGCUGGCCAGUCGGACCAGCUCGCCAUGGCUGUCAUUGAAGCUAAGGCGAUUCCACCUCUGGUAGAGAUACUGCAAAACGUGGAAGCCGAAGACGCGGAGCUGUGCGCGGCCGCGUGGACGCUGGGCCACAUCGCCAAGCACUCGCCGCAGCACAGCCUGGCCAUAGCCGUGGCCAACGCCCUGCCCAGGCUGCUACAGCUAUACACAAAUCCAAAGUCAUCUGGAGAGGUGCGUGCACGGACGUCCUGUGCCCUCAAGCAGGCGCUGCAGUGCUGCCUGCACAGGCCCGCCCUGGAGCCACUGCUCCACGCUGCCCCAGCAUGCAUACUAAAAUAUGUUCUAGCACAAUACGCAAAGAUUUUGCCAAAUGAUGCCAGAGCUAGAAGAUUAUUCGUUACAACUGGAGCACUAAAAAGAGUGCAAGAAAUAGAUACCGUUCCAGGAACAUCUCUCAAAGAAUACAUCAACAUUAUCAACAGUUGUUUCCCUGAAGAAAUUGUUAGAUAUUACACUCCAGGUUAUUCGGAUUCUUUACUUGACCGAGUCGAAGCUUAUACUCCACAGAUUCCAGAGCUUUUUACGGAUCGAGUACCUAGCGACUGUCAAAGCGAAUUAACGAUUGAUAACGCAAAUUAGUUUGUUUUGGACAAUGUAAUU
Ostrinia furnacalis (Asian corn borer) is the source of this 1792-nucleotide messenger RNA. Its product is annotated as sperm-associated antigen 6. Gene Ontology annotation, molecular function: microtubule binding. Gene Ontology annotation, biological process: cilium movement. The transcript has 13 exons. Bases 170 to 1771 code for a protein of 533 amino acids. Gene Ontology annotation, cellular component: microtubule cytoskeleton. Lineage: Eukaryota; Metazoa; Arthropoda; Insecta; Lepidoptera; Crambidae. The record is from RefSeq and is a predicted model, not a curated record.